This is a messenger RNA of Cutaneotrichosporon cavernicola, 3024 nucleotides long. RefSeq lists its product as uncharacterized. The transcript is spliced from 7 exons. The coding region runs from base 1 to 3024 and encodes 1007 amino acids. The record is from RefSeq and is a predicted model, not a curated record. NCBI's taxonomy places the organism in Eukaryota, Fungi, Basidiomycota, Tremellomycetes, Trichosporonales, Trichosporonaceae.
AUGCCCUUCAUUCCCCCUCGGCUUGUCCGCUACGCGGCCGGUGCCACACCCCCAUCCUUGCCCUCGUCGUCGCCACCAUCUACUUACCAACAGGCCGUCCAGCCAUUCUCUCGUGAGGGCUUUCCCACAAAGGGGCCUGAGCCCAAUCCGCACCCAGAACGGCCGCUCCAGCCCACGCUGUCGCCCCGGUCAGCGCCGUCACUCCCCGUCCCUACUGAUCUGACGAGUGACGACGACCAAGUCCUAGACACCUUCUUUUCCAUCACCAUCCCUCGCAUAAAACAACCGCACAGCGACGAAGAGGUCACUAUCCCAACAGAAGGCGCGCGCAUCAAGGACGACCUUGAGGGUGCAACCGAACCAUCCAUCGUCGAGCGCACUGUCACCCAGGACGCCACUGAGAGAUCGUCCAAAGGGAAGAGCCUUCCCGCCGGCCACCUCUCUGGCAACACUCUCCCGGACCCAACAGUCGUCGAAGACGUCGCCCGAGAAUCCGACUGUGCCGAGGAGGCAGUUGUCGAGGAAGUCAUUUGCAAGCGCAUGACACCACCAGAGGAGGAGCUCGCCGUUCCCACGUACGGACCCGUUACCCAAGAAGUCGCUGGGUCCCAUUCCAUGGCGGAGGACCUUGUGACGACUCGCGGAGCAUUCGACAUCACGAGCCCGAGCAGCAGCAAGUCUCAGGUCGUCGACGACCCUUCCUCAUGGGCCAAUCCUCUCCCGACGCCUCUGUAUACUGUCAAGCCAACUCAUUUCCUUGUGCACAGAGUGGAGGGCCACCAACCAGAGCAGCGCUUAGAGACACUCCUACCGCCGUCCCAGACGUGCCCACCGGAAGACACGCCCCUCGUCUUUCUCCCACUCGCUCACGAGAUCCCCGCCUUUGAUGCUUCGCUUUCGGCGGCGUCGGUCUACAAGCCCACGACAAACUCAGAUCGCCGUCUCGCGCCACCAGUGAUACCUAAGAAUCUCCCGACACCCGAAGCCGAGUGCGCUACCUCCCAGCCCGUGACGUCUGACGCCCAACUCUCCGACGCAGUCCUGCAAAAGUUUAGCAAACUCGACGCCCAGGUCAAUCACCUUUACCAAUUCACCCGCCAACUGGCGACAGUCUCCCGUCCCGUCUUUGAGGCGGUCUCUUCUCAUGAGAUGACGUUGCAACACGUCCAGUCAUCCCUGUCCAAAAUCCGCAAGGGCAUGGAUGUGAUGUUCAACUCAGACUUGCCGGGGAGGGCACGUACACCGCCUAACCUAAUUCCCAGUCCGCACGAUCUCUACUCUCGUUUCCCGUCUUUGAACGACCGUGUCUUCGACGGCACGCUCCCAGCCGAUGACCUUGGUGUCUACAUCGCGAAACCCUCCAAUCGCUCCGUGGAGCUGCGGCCGGCUGGCUUUUGCAGCGGCUUGAAAGCAGCUCACGGUACCACCAGCGGAAGCCCGACGAAAGGAAUCGACCACCCGACGACUGCGCAACGGCAGGCUGAGGCCGUCCUGGACCAGGAGGAUGAAGAAGAGGUGCCAGUGGGCCUGACGAGACUUCUCUCUCCGCCGCUCUCCUGCAAUGCCUCUCUCCUGGCCACAAGGACGGCCAGAGCGGCAGUCGAUGUUAAACGUGAGCCUGAGUCUGGACGUAUCAACAAGGCUCCCGACGUCGCGACGAGCUCUGCAGAGGGGAAUGCCCUCAACUUCGUGUCGGCUGCCAACUUCAGCAAUGUCGAAACUUCUUCUCUCAGCAAACACAGCUAUGCCACGAAGGGGCCGCUUGCGUUGCGCCUGGCCGACACCAGCAACCAGCCAACUGCUAGUGUCGCCGAGAAUCCUCUCGAGUCCGAGACUGACCAUUUUGACCUCGAACUGUCUGAUGACGCCCUCGUCGGCCUCAUGGCCUUUGGCCAGUCGUUACCUGUGCAAUCCCCAAACCUCCUGUUAACCUCGAAUCUUGCAGAGCCAGCCGACCCAAACCUGUUCCUCACCUUCAAGCCGACAUCAUUCGCUCCACCCGUCCGAUCGAACCAACGUAAGAUCAAGAUGCUUCUCUCCUCGAACAAACAAUCUUCAUCCACCAAGCCGUCCCCCUCACCUAUUCCAUCGUCAGCCAAGUCCUACACUGUAUCGACAACGAGGCGCAACGGCGGUAUCUCCGGUGCUUCGAGCGAGACUUCGAGCUCCAAGUCCCAGUCAGAGCCACCCUCCAGCCUCCAACAGAGCUCUCCCGCCACAGAAACAACAGCCAAGUCGUCACUCUUGAAGAUGUGCCGGAAUCCAUACGCUGUGGCGGUGAGGGAGGAGCCUCCCCGUAAGCGGCGGCGAACUGAGCGCCGACACGGGAUCCCUGGGCGACUCGAAAGAUUGCUCGUUAUGAGCAACGGGCGCCGCAUCAUCAAAGAGAGCGUAUGGCCCAAGUUCCCUAAGGGCUGGAAUACCUGGCGGAUGCUCAAGCAGGAGGUACAGUGUGAUGGGUGCAACGGGCGCCUUCACUACCCUUGCGCUGGGUUGACACUCGACGUGCUCUUGGUCGAGUCACCAUUCUACUGCCCCGACUGUCAAUACUUAAUCGCCGCCGAUCGCGAGGACGAGAUCCUUCCGGGCCCUGCGGACCGAUGUGUGCGCCACGACUGCUGCCGGAGGCGCAAGCAGAAGAUGGAGGUUGACGAGAUGGACGACGAGGAGUACUUCAUCAAGCGGGUGAUUGGCCGCCGUGCCAUCGGGCGUUUGGACCCGAACGACCGGAAUUCUGGCCGUGUCUUCGAGUAUCUCGUCGAGUGGGAGGGGUAUGAUAUGGAGGACAGCACCUGGGAACCUGCGGGCCACAUUCACCAGGAUAAGGACGGCAAUCGGCCGUAUGUCGACAGCUUCCUGAGCGAGGCCAAGAGGGCCGAGGUAAAGCUUCGCCUGCGAGUUGCAAUGCUGCCCGAGUCCCAGAUCCUGGCGGUGUGGGAUCCCCUGAGCGGCGAGAAGCGCAACAAGAAGGGAAAGGCCAAAGCGACGAACAGAGAGUCCGGGGAGGAGGAUGACAGUUAUUAG